This is a messenger RNA of Galeopterus variegatus (Sunda flying lemur), 3265 nucleotides long. RefSeq names its product leishmanolysin-like (metallopeptidase M8 family) (gene LMLN). Gene Ontology annotation, cellular component: membrane; cytoplasm. Gene Ontology annotation, molecular function: metalloendopeptidase activity. The record is from RefSeq and is a predicted model, not a curated record. The transcript is spliced from 17 exons. Gene Ontology annotation, biological process: cell adhesion; proteolysis. Lineage: Eukaryota; Metazoa; Chordata; Mammalia; Dermoptera; Cynocephalidae. The coding region runs from base 1 to 2079 and encodes 692 amino acids.
AUGGUAACGACGCUCGGCCUGAAGAUGGCGGCCGAGUGGGGUGGAGGAGCGGGUUGCUCGGGUUCAGGCCCGGGCUGGAGCCGGUGGUUCUGGAGCGGUUCUUUGUGGGUCCGAGGCAUUUUAUUGCUAUUGAGCGGGCUCCGGGCAAGCGCCACAUCUAUUCCUAUGUCGUUGGGCAGUUCUCCUCCCUGCCGGCACCACGUCCCCUCUGACACUGAGGUCAUAAAUAAGGUUCAUCUCAAGGCAAAUCAUGUUGUAAAGAGAGAUGCUGAUGAGCAUUUAAGAAUCAAGACUGUCUAUGAUAAAAGUAUUGAAGAGUUGCUCCCUGAGAAAAGAUAUCUUGUAAAGAACAAACUUUUCCCGCAAGCUAUUUCUUAUUUAGAGAAGACUUUUCAGGUUCGUAGACCUGCUGGCACUAUCUUACUUAGCAGACAAUGUGCCACAAACCAAUACCUACGGAAGGAAAAUGAUCCUCAUAGAUAUUGUACUGGGGAAUGUGCAGUGCAUACAAAAUGUGGCCCAGUUAUAGUGCCUGAGGAACAUCUACAGCAGUGCAGGGUCUGUCGUGAGGGUAAGUGGCCCUGUAAAGCAGUGGGCGUGCAGAAUCAAGAGGGCAUCCGGGAUGCAGACUUUGUUCUUUAUGUUGGUGCUCUGGCCACCGAGAGGUGCAGCCAUGAAAACAUCAUCUCUUAUGCAGCCUAUUGUCAGCAGGAAGCAAAAAUGGACAGGCCAAUAGCAGGAUAUGCUAACCUGUGUCCAAAUAUGAUCUCUACCCAGCCUCAGGAGUUUGUUGGGAUGCUGUCCACAGUAAAACAUGAGAUUAUUCAUGCCCUGGGUUUCUCUGCUGGGCUGUUUGCAUUCUACCAUGAUAAAGAUGGAAAUCCUCUUACUUCAAGGUUUGCGGAUGGUCUUCCACCUUUUAAUUAUAGUCUUGGAUUAUAUCAAUGGAGUGAUAAAGUAGUUCGAAAAGUGGAGAGAUUAUGGGAUGUUCGGGAUAAUAAGAAAGUUCGUCACACUGUGUAUCUCCUGGUAACACCUCAUGUUGUUGAUGAAGCACGAAAACAUUUUAACUGUCCAAUUUUAGAGGGAAUGGAACUUGAAAAUCAAGGUGGUCUGGGCACUGAGCUCAACCAUUGGGAAAAGCGGUUAUUGGAAAAUGAAGCAAUGACUGGUUCUCACACCCAGAACCGAGUCCUCUCUCGAAUCACUCUGGCGUUAAUGGAGGACACUGGCUGGUAUAAAGCAAAUUACAGCAUGGCUGAGAAGUUAGACUGGGGCCGAGGAAUGGGCUGUGACUUUGUCAGGAAGAGCUGUAAAUUUUGGAUUGAUCAGCAGAGACAGAAGAGGCAGAUGUUGAGCCCUUACUGUGACACGCUCAGAAGUAAUCCAUUGCAGUUAACUUGCAGACAGGACCAGAGAGCAGUUGCAGUGUGUAACUUGCAGAAGUUUCCUAAACCUUUACCACAAGAGUAUCAGUACUUUGAUGAACUCAGUGGGAUACCUACAGAAGAUUUGCCUUAUUAUGGUGGUUCAGUAGAAAUUGCUGACUAUUGCCCUUUCAGUCAGGAAUUCAGUUGGCAUUUAAGUGGUGAAUAUCAGCGCAGCUCAGAUUGUAGAAUAUUGGAAAAUCAACCAGAAAUCUUUAAAAACUAUGGUGCUGAAAAGUAUGGUCCUCAUUCAGUUUGUCUAAUCCAGAAAUCUGCAUUUGUCAUGGAAAAGUGUGAGAGGAAGCUGAGUUAUCCAGACUGGGGGAGUGGAUGUUACCAGGUUUCUUGUUCUCCUCAAGGUCUGAAGGUUUGGGUCCAAGAUACUUCAUAUUUGUGUAGUCGAGCCGGACAGGUCCUCCCUGUCAGUAUUCAGAUGAAUGGCUGGAUUCACGACGGAAACCUGCUUUGCCCAUCAUGUUGGGACUUCUGUGAGCCCUGUCCUCCAGAAACAGAUCCUCCAGCUGCUAAUCUGACCCGAGCUUUACCACUGGAUCUCUGUUCCCGUUCCUCUAGCCUGGUGGUCACCCUCUGGCUUCUGCUAGGCAAUCUGUUUCCUCUGCUGGCCGGAUUUCUUCUGUGUGUGUGGCACUAGUAAUGGAAAAGUGAAUUCUCAAGUUACUUUAUGUGAUAUUCCUGCAAACAAAGCACAAAAUCUGGGUAAUGGCAACCUAUGCAGAUGGCAGAAGUGGCUUUCCUGACUUUGGCUUGGAGUGUUGACCACAAUUAGACCUUGAAGCAAAGCUUCACAGCAGUCACUCCGCAUCCGCAGCCCAACCACCUCAGAGCUUGGAGAGCAAAAGAGAUUAUAAGUCACCAAGUCUCUUUAUUUUUCAGGAUAGUUUUCCUUUGAAAAUAGGAUAAUUGGUGGAAUAUUCAGAGUGAUUACAUACCUCAGCAUCUUCACUAACCUAAGACGAUGGGAGAGUUCAUCAUCAAUACUUCAGUAACUUAAACAACAGCUAAUUAUUGCCGGAUUACAAGUUGUGAAUCCUGUCCUCAAAAGUAUAAAUUGUCCUUUGACUUACAGAAAAUAAUUGAAUCGGAAUUUCUACAGCACUGUUAUACGUAUUUUAAGUUUAAUAGCUAUACAUGGUACACUCAAAUCAUCAUUCCCAUUGUUAGUUCUAAAUUAUGUAUUAUAUUUUAAAAUUAUGUUGUGCUAAAUCUUAUGAUUUAACCAUGCUUGCCUUUUUUUGCCAGCUGUGUGGCAAUUUACUACUGAACUAUCAUCGGUAUGUUGGUAGCCUUCUGUCCUCACCGAUCUUCAGAGCUCAGCUUCCAGUUGUAUUCUCCAUUAGUUUAAUAAUGACUUGAAAAAAUGUGGAAGCAGAGAGAGUAAAAUACUCUGCCCUGUAAAAAUGUUGAAGACGUGCAAAAAGAAGAAAACAUAAUUGUAUGUUUUUCAGAUAAUAGUUAUGACAACUAUAAUCCAACAUUAUGCAACUAUAAUCCAACAAAAACAAAACUAUUCCUUUAUGACCAAUGAAGAUAAAAAAUAAACAGGUAUGGAAUUAUUUUAAAGUGGGCUAAGAAAUUGUUACGGAAGACCGAAAAAAAAAAAAAAAAAAAAAAAAAAAGAUGAGAAAAAAGGAAUUGUUACAGAAGAGUUUCUUUUUUUCUUCUUCUUUUCACAGGUGUUGAAGAUGUUUCUAAUAUCUGAAAAUUAUUUUAUGUAUAAGAAGAAAAAUAUAAGUCAAAACAAGAUGGUCUGAAUUGUGGGCCGGCCCGUGGCUCACUCGGGAGAGUGUGGUGCUGAUAACAGCAAGGCCACGGGUUCA